UCUAGAGUCCCCUUUCCCUGUGCCACAUGGGUCCUUCGUCUCCUGCCAGGACCAUGCGACUUUGGGGGCCUCGGAGCCUGGGGGUGGCUCUGGGAGUCUUCAUGACCGUCGGAUUUGGCCUCCAGCUCUUGGGGGGGGCCUUCCAGAGGAGGUUACCCAGGCUGCAGCUCAGACAGUCCUGGGCCACCUCCCUGGGAUCAGCUGUUCCAUCCUGCCUACCCCGGCAGCGACUUGUGUUCCUGAAGACACAUAAAUCCGGGAGCAGCUCUGUGCUGAGCCUGCUUCAUCGCUACGGGGACCGGCAUGGGUUGCGCUUCGCCCUCCCCACCCGCUACCAGUUCGGCUACCCAAGGCUUUUCCGGGCCUCUCAGGUCAAAGGCUACCAUCCUCAGGGUGGGGGCACCCAGCCCCCCUUCCAUAUCCUCUGUCAUCACAUGAGAUUCAACCUGAAAGAGGUACUUCAGGUAAUGCCUUCUGAUAGUUUCUUCUUUUCCAUUGUUCGUGACCCAGCGGCUCUGGCCCGCUCUGCCUUCUCCUACUAUAAAUCCACUUCAUCAGCCUUCCGCAAGGCACCAUCUUUGGCUGCCUUCCUGGCCAACCCUCGAGCCUUCUACCGGCCUGGAGGUCGUGGGGACUACUAUGCUCGAAAUUUGCUAUGGUUUGACUUUGGCCUGCCCUUCCCUCCAGAGAAGAGGAUCAAGAGAGGGAAUCCCAAAGACCCUGACUCCCACCAGGGACAUGUUUUGCCUUCUGGCACUGGCCCUCGAGCCCAAAUCCUAGAUCCCAAUGCUCUCUUGCAGCCUGUUUCCACUGUUGCUGAUGGUCACAGCCAGGCAGUCAGCCCUACCUCUUUCAAUUUGGGGUCCUCAUCCUUCAUUCAGUGGGGCCUGGCCUGGCUGGACUCUGUUUUUGACCUGGUCAUGGUGGCUGAGUACUUUGACGAAUCACUGGUUCUGCUGGCAGAUGCCUUGUGCUGGGGUCUGGAUGAUGUGGUGGGUUUCAUGCACAAUGCUCAGGCUGGAGGUGAGCAGGGCCUCAGGGCUGCUGGCACUGGUGGACUAACUGCUGAGGAUCAGCAGCUGACGGCUCGGGCCAGAGCCUGGAACAACCUGGACUGGGCUCUCUAUGUUCACUUCAACCGCAGCCUCUGGGCACGGAUAGAACAAUAUGGCCAGAGACGACUGAAGCAUGCUGUGGCUGAGCUUCGGGCUCGUAGAGAGGCUAUGGCUAAACACUGCCUGCAGGGAGGUAAGGCUUUAGACCCCAAAUAUAUCACCAACAGUCAGUUCCGCCCCUUCCAGUAUGGGUCAGCUAAAGUUUUGGGCUAUGCACUUCGGAGUAGUUUGAGCCCUAAAGACCGGGAGGAUUGUGAACGCCUGGCUACCCCUGAGCUACAGUACAAGGACAAGCUGGAUGCUAAGCAGUUUCCCUCUCCAGUCUCAAUAUCCUUGAAGACUUCAAGGCUACUUUCCUCUAGGCAUCAAGCUACAGAUUAGGACACAUGUGAUGAGAGUGGGGCUGCCACAAGCAAUCUCUGCAUCCCUGGGAAAGGAUGGAACUUUACCUUGACGUAGACCCCAAGUUUUCUGACCUAUGCCUGGGAAACCCAACAGUGCCUCCCUCCCCUCUCCACUUCCCCAAGGCAGGUCCACGUAGCACUCUCCAAAGUCCCCGGGAGGAGUAAAAGAUGGAGAGAGCCACAGAAAAUUUAGGGCAUGGUGAGUUGAAAUGAUAGGUCCAUUUCUCUAGAAAACGUUAUUGGGUUAUGUUCACUUCGUUAUGAAAUGUUUGUUCAAUGAAUAAAUGAUAUGAAACUUC
This is a messenger RNA of Marmota monax (woodchuck), 1818 nucleotides long. It is a transcript of the gene Gal3st4, whose product is annotated as galactose-3-O-sulfotransferase 4. The transcript has 3 exons. NCBI's taxonomy places the organism in Eukaryota, Metazoa, Chordata, Mammalia, Rodentia, Sciuridae. Gene Ontology annotation, cellular component: membrane. Gene Ontology annotation, molecular function: galactosylceramide sulfotransferase activity. The coding region runs from base 27 to 1496 and encodes 489 amino acids. The record is from RefSeq and is a predicted model, not a curated record. Gene Ontology annotation, biological process: glycolipid biosynthetic process.